UUUUUAGUUUAAAGAGAAGUUGAAGAGCCGCGCGCCUCAGAGCCGGAGCCGGAGCCGCAGGAGUCACGGCUCUUCUGGAUCCGAGUCUCUGUGUGACUCAUGUUCUGUUUGUAAUUACAACUAAUGAGAGCGCGCGCGAGGACAACAUGAGCGCGUGCUGGACUCUGGUUGUGCUGCUGCUGUGCGCGCGAGGACACCGGGCAGAGGACCCGAGGCAGGACCCGGGGCAGGACCCGAGGCAGGACCCGAGGCAGGACCCGGAGAGGGAUGCUCUGGAGGUGCGGAGAGCGGGGACACUGACCCGCGGAGCCCGGAGAGGAGCGCCUUCUGCGGGCUUCAGUCCAGAGAGAGUCCGAGAGGAUGCGGCGCGUCCGGAGGAGAUGGAGCCGAGUCACCGCGGGGACACUCGGGUCUCUCCUCCCGGGGACACUCGGGUCUCUCCUCCCGGGGACAGGGGGAGUGUUUCUCCCGGGGACAGGAGGAGGUUUCCCCGCGGGACAAAGGGCGCGGGUCGGAGGAGGGACCGGACUCGGAGCACUUUGGAUCCGGACCGUUUCUUCACGACGCCGCGCACCGCGCCGCCGCCCGUGAACGCAUCGGUGCGCGCGGCGCUGUUGCCGCUGGGCGCGGGCGCGCGCUGGGCGUACGCGGUGCUGCUGCUCGCGCUCGUGCUCUUCUCCGUGGGGCUCGUGGGGAACCUCGCGCUCAUGUGUCUCGUGUGGCACAGUCUGCACCUGAAGAGCGCGUGGAACUGCGUGCUCGCGGGGCUCGCGCUCUGGGACUUCCUCGUGCUCUUCUUCUGUGUCCCCGUGCUCCUGCUGCACCAGCUCACGGGCGCGCGCCUCGCGCUCUCCUGCAGCCUCGUGCCCUUUCUAGAGGUGAGC
This is a messenger RNA of Boleophthalmus pectinirostris (great blue-spotted mudskipper), 884 nucleotides long. RefSeq names its product G-protein coupled receptor 37-like 1. The record is from RefSeq and is a predicted model, not a curated record. Gene Ontology annotation, molecular function: G protein-coupled peptide receptor activity. Gene Ontology annotation, biological process: positive regulation of MAPK cascade; adenylate cyclase-inhibiting G protein-coupled receptor signaling pathway. The annotation marks the transcript as partial. Gene Ontology annotation, cellular component: plasma membrane; signaling receptor complex. NCBI's taxonomy places the organism in Eukaryota, Metazoa, Chordata, Actinopteri, Gobiiformes, Gobiidae. The transcript has a single exon.